AAGCAUUGGUGCUCUCUGAUGGAAUAAGCCUGUGUCAUGAGCCGUGUCCUCCUCCCCUCCUGGAUGUCAGCUGCCUGCUGUGGGGCUCUGUCCUCCAUCAGACGAGGCAGCCUCAGCAGCUCAGUGCGCAGGCACGACGACCUGGCCUCCCACAUAAUACGUGGUGUCUGAGGCUGGAGAGGCUCAGAGGGAUGGGACCCGAACGAGGAGAGAUCUGCGGCUAGCACCACAGCAGGUCCCAGGGAAAGUUAAUAAGGAUGAGUUCGUGCGCUGACAUCUGUGGAUCCAAGCAGGCGCAAAAUACUCCUGAAGGAGGUUACCAUCGCUAUGGAGUUCGGUCCUAUCUGCAUCAAUUUUAUGAGGACUGCACAGCUUCGAUAUGGGAAUAUGAUGAUGAUUUUCAGAUACAGAGAUCGCCUAGCCGGUGGAGCUCUAUUAUCUGGAAGGUCGGACUCAUAUCUGGCAUUGUCUUCAUGCUGACAGGCAUAACAGUUCUUGCAGUUGGAUUUCUGGUGUCACCAAAAGUUGAAGCCUUUGGAGAAGAUGAUUUUAUUGUGGUGGAUAGCCAUGCAGUCCAGUUCAACAGGGCACUUGAUAUUUGUAAAUUGGCAGGUGCAAUCAUGUUUUGUGCCGGGGGGACUACUUUGGCGGCAUGUCUUUUAAUGUCUGCUUUUGCUAAAAGUUACUCCAAAGAAGAGAAGUACCUUCAACAAAAAUUUAAAGAAAGAAUAGCAGACCUUAAGGCUCAUGUGCACCCUGUGACGAAGGCCCCGGCUCCCGGAGAAUCAAAGAUACCUGUUACUCUAUCCAAGGUUCAUAAUGUCCAACCUUCAUCUGAAACCUGACAUUUACCCAUCAUUGUACACGUAAUUAUAUGAAAAGGUCAGCUUUUGUGAGUGUUACAGUAGGGUCUUUUGUGGUACAGUCCAACUGUACAUGGCUGAAAAAAAUGAAUAGGCCAAAUAAUAGCAAAAUGUGAAAAGAUCCUGAAAUUUUGUGUGUUAUUGUUUGGAGGCUUACCCGAUCUUCAUGGUAAAUCUUCUGAAUUGAACACUGCUGUUAACAUUCAGUCUGUCCCAUCAAUAGUCCCCAGUGGUGAUGGCAAAAUAUUGUCUGUGUUGUGCUGUUCUUUUCACACUCGCUCAUAACGUUCUUUCAAACUUAAAUUCAGCAUAAAUAUAAUAAUAAUAUAAAAUUCAAGUGUGAAGGGAAAGGAACACAUAUGUUAGAGAUGGAAAGACAAAACUGACAAAAGUGUGAGGGCUUUUCCUGGUGUGAUAGAAAUAAAGAAUGAAGAAGACUGGGGUCACAUUUUUGGAAAAACUUUUCAUAUCGCCUUCAUUUAAUAGUUUAGCAGCUUUGUGAUAUAUUUUAUGCUUUAGUUUCUUUUGGAAAAUGUUAGAUUUCAGUGAAAGAAAACAUUCUUGUUGGAUUCAGACAUCAGAAACUAGUAUUCUGACAGUUCAGUAUCAUUGUAUCCAAUAACUAUUAUCUGUGAGCUAAACUGCUUGAUACAUUGUAAAAAUUUGUUCAGGCUAUUGUCACAUUUCAGUGUCCAUCUAAGAUAUACAUUGUUGUUUUUCCCCAAAGUAUACAUCUGAGGACACCUCAUCCCUCGGCCAUACAUAAGCUCCCAUGUCUAACAUUCUGCAUACAUUUCUUUACUCUAUGCCUCCAUACAGCAGAUAAAAGUAAAACCCAACGUAUGUUGCCCAUUGGAGGUCAUUCUGAUCUUUAAUGGACAACAUACGUUGGGUUUUACUUUGCUCAGUUUGGUCUCUAUAGGAUAACAGUGGAGGGAGGGUCUAUGGAUCAAUUUAGUGUCAGUGUAAAAAUAGCCUAGGAUUUGUGCUGUUUAUGUAAUUCACUCACAGAGGAUUUGCCUGCAGAGGAUAUAGUUGUAGCAGCCUUUUGGCAAUGCCAAUCGGUGUUUGAAUCCAAUCAGUUCUCCAGUUCCCACAAACCGGUUGUUAAAAUGGCAGCCGGUUUGACAAAUUGGGAAGAAGCAGUGAUCCUACAACACUGUUGCGAGUGAGGAGCCUCUAUUGUUUUCUCACAGCCCACCCUGCACUAUGGCUGGUAUUACAGUGCUAAUUCAGUGGGUGGAAGAAACAGCAUAGUGAUCUUAGUCGCAUUCUAUGCAUCUCAUAGUUUCUACUCUGGCUGCCGGCCCAUGUCAGAUGACAGAAAACUGGUGCCACCCCUGAUAAAAGUUAGUAAAUCUGUACAGGUUUUCAACCUCUAAAUGUAAACAAGAACAUUUUCAGUCAAUGAUGGCUACCAAGAGCUUGAAAACUGAGAAUACAUUGAAACAACCAGAAAAAAAUUAUAACGUUGCAACAUGAGUUACAUUAAAGGGAUUGAGCAGCGAAAAGUAACUUAUCCCCUAUCCACAGAAGAAUGGAGAGGUGUCAGAUCGCGGGGGUCCAAAUGCUGGGACUCCCUGGGAUCUCCUGCACGGCCCUGGCUCUCUGAGAGGAGCGCGUGCUGGGGACGGCACACACUCCAUUAAUAUCCAUGGAAGCUCCAGAGAUGCCCAAGUACAGCAUUCGGGUCUCUUCGGUGCUCCCAUAGAGAAUGAUUGGACCCUGUGCUAUCAGGGAUAAGUUACUUUUCACUGCAAAACCCCUUAAAGCAUUACUUAUCUUAAACGGGAAAACCGCUUGCAGGUCACCUUCCCCUUCAUUGUUCUCUGUAGAAACCAUUAGCAGUGCAGAAUAUAUUAUCCAAAUGUAUUCAUUAAAUGGGUACUGGAAAACAUUUUUAAAUCAACUGGUGCCAGAAAGUUAAACAGAUUUGUAAAUUACUUCUAUUUAAAAAUCUUAAUCCUUCCAGUACUUAUCAGCUGCUGUAUAGUACAGAGGAAGUUCUUUCCUUUUUGUCUGACCAGACCACAGUGCUCUCUGCUGACACCUCUGUCCAUUUUAGGAACUGAUUAGGAGCAAAUCCCCAUAGCAAACCUCUCCUGCUCUGGACAGUUCCUAAAAUGGACAGAGGUGUCAGCAGAGAAAAUUGUGGUCAGACAGAAAGGAAAUUAAAAAAGAAAAGAACUUCUUGUGGAGUAUACAUCAGCUGAUAAGUACUGGAAGGAUAAGGAUUUUUCAAUAGGAGUAAUUUAGAAAUCUGUUUAACUUUCUGGCACCAAUUAAUAAAAAAAAAAGGUUUCCACGGGAGUACCCCUUUAACAGCUGCAUUCUAUAUUUCACUAAGGAGAUUCCUUACUUUUUCUUCACACUUAGGCCACUUUUCACACAAGCAUAUUUUGUAUUUCAUCCAUUUUUUUUGACUCAUAAUACAGACCUAAUAUUUGUCUACGUGGCUAAUCACAUGGGCUUGUAAAAUAUGCACAUAUUUAAAAAAUGCAGCUUGUGCUACUUUUAUUGAUUUUGCAGAUGGAAAACACCCAUUGAAGUCUGUGGCGAUGGAUUUAAAUACGGAUGCAUCUGUAGGUGUUCCAUAUUUGAUCCCUAUUGCAUUGAUACGUCAUCAGUACGUCGUCUAUAUUACAUCCAUUUUGAAAAAAUAAGGAUGAGUUUUCUGCCUAGAAGACAAACCUGUCCAAAAAUAUGGAUACAAUAAAGAUGACUUACUGAUGCUAUUUCUAAUAUACCCGUAAUACAUUAAUAUUUGGGAUCUGUAUUACAAUCAUAAGCCCUUAUGCUUGUGUGAAACAGUCCUUUGGCCGUCAUAGUCAGCCUGAUGCCAAAUUCAUCCAUUUUCUGCUCAUGUGAAAGCGACCUUUAAGGAAUUUUCUUACUAAUUACAAUUAUCAUCUAUUCAAAGGAUGUGUAACGGGUGGGACCACCCAAGUCCACCAUUCCUUCCUUCCUUACAACUGUGGUGAAGAGUUUGAAUAGAGGUGUGGUUCAGCACUAUAUGCUACGUCUAUAGGGUUUAUGGAACCAGCCAAGCUCUUCACCACUUCCACCACUAGGGUGUCCGACCCAUACUGAGGGAAAAUCAAGCUGUAUUCAGGUGUAUAAGGCUGGUGUCAAACAUGGCAGCUUUCCGGAGAACUGCCGCAGUAGUUUUUGAGCCAAAGCCAAAAGUGGAUCCAAAAGGAAGGAGAAGUACAGUAUUUCCUGUUCCUUUUGAAUAGACUUCUGGCUUUGGCUUAAAAACUGCUGUGGCAGUUCUCCCAAAAAAAAUAAAAAAUAAAAAGGCCAUUUGUCACAAGAGCCUAAGGACUCCCCUAAGGUAGGAACCUGCUUCUAGCAUUUAAGAACUCUACUGUGAGGGGAAGCAGGAAUGGUGCUGAGAGAAAAUUAUUACAACUUAUUUGCUAUAUGUUACCAAUUUCUUGAUUUGUUAGUUCAUAGAAAACAAUGGAAGAAUCAAUUUGUCUCGAAUUCAUGUAAAGAAAAAAAAAACGAACAAAUUGACUCCCCAAUGUGUUCUAUUGGAGUUUUUACCUAGUGCUUACUACUACUACUGGUUAAUGUAGAACUCAAUGAGCCAGUAGAUACAUUUCUGUUUUGCGCUUGUUUUAUUGUUACUAUAUAUAUAUAUUGUGCAGUGUUUUCUUAUUCUGUCUACUUUUAUGGGACGGAAUGUUGGUUUAAAUGACUCUGUCCUGUUAGAACAGGGAAACUCAGUAGAACAUAAACAUCAAAUGGCAAAUCAAACAUGAGUUAUAAUUUAUUAAAAUAGUAAGAAAUAUGCCAAAUAAUUCGAAUAAUUUCUUUUUAAUAUAUGAUGGACCCUUUUUGCCCACCUGGUCUUAUUAGAACAGCUUCCCAUGCUUAAAAGGGUUGUAUCCAGGGCUCAAGUCCUCCAGGAACGGGUGGAACUGAGCUCCUACACUUUUUCCACAGCAUGAACACCGUUCCUAUUAACAGGACCAGCCCUUGAGUGGAAAUCUUGGGUGAAUUCCCCCACUUUUUUCCCAAGACUUGACCCCUGGUAAAUAGUUAUUAAAAACAGUGCCACUCUUUUCUAUGGCAAUGUCUGGUAUUGCAUUUUAGCCAUCAUUUAAAUCAAUGGUGAAAAGCUGCAAUACAAGAUACAACCCAUUGACAAAAGUGGGAAACUUUUUCCUCUGAUCUCACAGAAGCCUUUUUACUAUGAUGUUAAGUAUCAUCCAACUAGAAAUGAUACAUAAGUCCAUUCCAUGAUGCAUAAGUCAAGGGAAAGAAAAACUUUGGGGGAAAUUUCUCAUUUGCAACUUUUUCACCCUUUUUUUUCCAAGUGUGCACUUUCUAGUUUAUGCUAGCUUUAGUUGUAAUGUAUAAUUUGCACAUUUUUUUUCUUCUAUGCAUAAAAUAGAUGUGGCUACAAAAUUACUACAACCAAACCAUGCCCCCUAUGUGCCGAAGCCAUGCCCCUUUGGCGGAAGCGGUGCAAAAGUGGCUAACACAGAAAAGUAGCACAUUUUUUUUUAGUAAAGUAAGGCUUGUGCAAAAUUCUGUUACUUUUUUUGUACACCAGCAUAAAAUUAUGCUUAAAAUAAAUAUAGAAAAACUCCAAUUAUUGGGUUGUUCAAGACUAUAAUAAGGGGUUUGCUUUUUCCCGAAAUAGAGCUGCUCUUGUCCAUGAGCUGCUCAGGUAUGUGUACUUCAGUGUGGCUAAGCAGCAAUACCAGACACAGCCCAUUAGGCUAAGGUGGUGCUGUUUUUGGGAAAAAAAAGCAUACUUUCUUACUAAUCUCAGAUAUACUUCAAACAUAUGUUUAAAGGGAAUCUGUCAGCUCUUUUUCCAGAGGAGGAACAAUGGGGAGGGCACACCUGUUGAUAGCUAAUCCGAUAUCUAUGUAGAGGAGGGUUCAGACCUAAACUGCCACAGUCCAAGAUCCAGCAGUAUAUUAAAUGACACCUAGGGGUUCACGCAAUCCAAGUCAAGUAUCAUAAAGCCUUCUGAGCGCUCCUGAGCACCCACCGAUGCCUCCCCAUUUUCCCGGACCCGUAGAUACAUACUGUGCGGUGGGUGCAUUUAUUUGUUCUCUUAGGAUAUUGCCUUCUACUUUCUCAACCAAGUGUCAAGGAAUUGGAGCCCAACUCACUUCCUAGCCCCUCUAUUAUUGAUAUGCUGGGUUUGGCUUACAUUCAAGGAGAGGCUGGGAGGUGAGGCCGUAUGUGGAGAUGUGCCUUGCUGUGGCACUUGGGUAUCUCGCUCCACCUCCAUUGGCGUUUGGCUGAGAAAUAAAAAAUGCAUUUUAAUAAGUUUGGUAACCACCAUCAGCUCCAGGAAAGAUACAGUUGCUUUUCUACCUUAACAGUUAUCCAACAAUGUCUGGAGCUCACAGCAACAGAUACAGCUGACAGAUUCCCGUUAACAGCUAUAUUCUGGACCGAGGAAAUGUCAUAAACAUGUGGUCAGAAUACAGUCUAUCUGUCUCCUAUCAUCACAGUCACUAUGCUGCUUUUGCUAUUAGUUUCACUGUAACAAAUAUAUUAUUCCAAGUACUGCUCAUUUUUUAUUUAUUGCUCUACUAUUGCCUAGUUAUAGCCUAAUGUACGUUAGGAAUCACAUAUCUAAAUAAACUUAGCAUUCUCAGGGACAUUUAUGAAAAGAAAAUAUUAUUGAAUCUCUUCUUUUAGAUGUUGAGCGAAAACUAUUUUUACAAAAUUUUGAAUGCAUGAACAGAGGAGUUUGUUUUGAUUUUUAAGAUAAAAUUAUGCAAUAAUAGAUCAAAUUGAACCUUACAACUCAUAUAAAGAAAAACGUAUAUUGUCCCACUCCAUUUUGACGCCUCACCAUUAUUUUGCUUCAUUUGUUGUUGUGUGUAAAUCUCUCUGUAAUACAUGUAUUCUCUUUAUCUCCUGAAUCAUGAGCAGAUGUUAUACUCUUGAUUGUGCAAUGACCGGCAGAGACAUUUGCAGCACUUUGUUCAGUGACUUCAGCACAGUACAUGUCUGAGUGUUGUUAGAAUCGAGGCAUUAAAUACAGCUAAUGCACUA
Hyla sarda is the source of this 6896-nucleotide messenger RNA. It is a transcript of the gene NRSN1, whose product is annotated as neurensin 1. Lineage: Eukaryota; Metazoa; Chordata; Amphibia; Anura; Hylidae. The transcript is spliced from 3 exons. The record is from RefSeq and is a predicted model, not a curated record. Gene Ontology annotation, cellular component: transport vesicle; neuronal cell body; neuron projection. The coding region runs from base 258 to 845 and encodes 195 amino acids. Gene Ontology annotation, biological process: nervous system development.